UUAGCCAUACGGCGGGAUUUUGCCUUUAAAGUCUAAAAACCCCAAUUCCGAUUUCAAAAUCAUCAUACCAAAAACAGCAUACGUUUGGAUUUUCUUCAUUUCUUUUUAGAAAUAAAAAGAAAGAAUCAUGAUAGACAUAGAGUUUAGAGAAGAAAGAGAGGAGGGGGAGCUCAACUCUGGGUUUCAAUCUCUUCUCAGUGGUUAGCACAAUAUGAUGCUAAGUGCGAAUGCAAAAAAGCGGAGAAACAGACAUUCAAAACAAAAUUGGAAAAACAAAGUGGAGAGAAGAAAGUUGGAAGCAGAGGGUAAGGCUCAGAUACCAACAAAUGAUGAAGAAAUUGGUCAGGUGGUACCAAAUGAUGAUGAAGGUGCUCAAGAAUUUGAUCACUGCCCUGACGACAUAGACUUCUGUACUGUGAAGAUUCGCCGAGAGAAAGUCGAAUACAGUAUGGAAGAGGUUGAAAAGCUCAAGGAAUUAGUGAGGAAAUUACGUUGCUUUACCAACAACAAGAGAAAAAAGGGUACAUGGUCAGAGUUGCUAAAGCUUGGAAAAGACGUUUUCAAAGCGUGUCGGACUGGUGAAGACUUGCGACUCAAAUGGAGAAGCAUGAAAACUGCAGGACUGGUGGAUUAGGAAUCGGAGGUACAAGAAUGAAAGAAACUUUGAAAACAAUGGGUGCUUUUUGUUUGUGAAGACGUUGUUUUUAUUUUGUAUAAUCAACGAGGAAUACUUUCAUAUGCGAUAGUGUUCUUCCCUUUUAUCUAAAAUGAAUUCUGGAAUCACCUUACUUUUCCUGAGCAAUAAAGUCAUCCUGUUUGUGUC
Molecule: messenger RNA, 823 nt
Organism: Papaver somniferum (opium poppy)
Lineage: Eukaryota; Viridiplantae; Streptophyta; Magnoliopsida; Ranunculales; Papaveraceae
Exons: 4
Coding region: 212-634 (140 amino acids)
Source: RefSeq, a predicted model, not a curated record